Molecule: messenger RNA, 5501 nt
Organism: Cyanistes caeruleus (blue tit)
Lineage: Eukaryota; Metazoa; Chordata; Aves; Passeriformes; Paridae
Gene: UNC13D
Product: unc-13 homolog D
Biological process (GO): secretion
Cellular component (GO): exocytic vesicle
Source: RefSeq, a predicted model, not a curated record
AGCAAAGAUGCCAGCAGUGGUUUCCAAAGGCCAUCAUGCACUUUUCUCUAGUUCCCACUAACAACAUUUUGCAAGGGAGCACAGAGCUGGUGUCCCAGAUCAAUAAACUGCAUUUGUGUGUGUCAUGGGACAGGAAUCGGCUUCUCCACCACAUCCCCUCCAUCAGCAAGGGAGGAGAUGCUUUUAAGCCAUUUGCCCAAGGUGAGCCAAUGAAAAAAGGAUAAAGCCAAGGCUGAGGCUGGCAGAGCUGGGUAAGCACCUCUGAGAAUUUCUGACAGUUACCAGAGCCCUCCUGACAGGGGAGAGAGCAGAAAUGUAACAAGCAGCUUUUUGCAGACCUCAGAGGGACAAGGCUGAAAAACCUCAGGAGUGCAUUUCAGCUUUUUGGUGUCUCACUGUAUCUCUGGAUUUUUAUUGUGUAGAUUAUCUUGGCACCCCCCUACUCCUGGAAAUUCAGUGUUUUUAUGCUGUGCAGCCCCUCUUGGUCCCAGUCCUGUGCUGGAUGUCCUGGAUAAAGAAAAUCUGCAUCCCACAUCAACCCCCUGCCUUUGCUCCCAACCCUUUUUCCAUCUCCUGGUCCCACAACUUCAGGGAGCCCCUUUUGCCAUUAUAACCUCCUCUUACAGGGUUCCAGGGCAAAGGGAGGUUGUGUCUCUCUCAAAGCAAUUAGAGCAGUGAAACCUGCCUCAAUUAAAGGACUGGAUGAGUGCAAGGCUGGAAGGGACUGGCUGCCUGCCCUCAUCCUUUCACAGAGAUGCUGCUGCCAGCAUCCUCCUGCAGCCCAGCUUGGAGCCAGCAUGCUGUGGGGCUCUGUGCUGAUGGACUCUGAUUCCUUCACUGGUAUUAAGGAGACAAAUUCUCCAGUGCAGUUUCCAUGGUCAUGGUUUCCUGUUUGGAUUCAGCACAAAUCCCAGAGUGCCUUCACAGUACCUCUGAUCCCACUGUGGAGCCACUGCUGCCUGUGUUACAUCUGAAACAUCUUUUUCAAUGGCUUUUGGACCAUCCAGGGGUCAGGAAGGUGUGAGGAAGACAAAACCUGCCCUUGGGGAGUCACUGCCAUGCUGCACAGGGCCUGUGGCAGUGACACCAAGCCCCAGCAGUGACACUGAGCACAGGCUGAUGUCCUUGUCCUUCCCCAGGCUGUGGGUCAGGCUGCUGAGCAGAAAAUGCUUGUGCAGCUCGACAGCUCCUCCAAAGCCCAGGCCGCUCUCAGCUGUGCCUGGAGACACAACAGACACCCAGCAGCAAACUGGAUCUUCCCCUGGCAUCUCCUGAUGCCCAGCCAAGCCUUCCCCCACCCAGUUUGUUAUCAGUGAGAGCAUCCUGAUAGGGAUGUGCGAGGGGAGUGCUGCUCUGUGACAGGCCUGGCAAGCUGCAAUCAGAUAAAGUGUUUACAAAAAUGAAAGCUGAUGGUAAAGAACAAGCUUUCAGCGUCAUUUCUUUCUGCUUUUUUUCUCAGUAACCAGCUCUUUUUGGACAGCCUGUUUGGGAAAAAGGUCACAGGCCCUUUCUCAGUGCUGUUCUUGGCUUUUCAUUGCAUCUGCUCUCAGCCCAACCUUGUGCAACUCUCCUGGGUGUUGCAAGGACUUCUCAUGCUGCAGCUUUUGCAUGGGGCUUCAAAUCCCCUCCAUCCCCCAGGGCUGAAGGCACCCCCUGCUUUCUGCACCCCCUGCCCCUGCUCUUGGCACCACGGAUCCCAAAGACACAUCAGAGCCCAGAUCCUUGGUGUUGUCUCUGCUAAUCCUCUCCAUCACCCCUUCCCCUGCUGGGCUUUGCCUUCUCAGGACUAUUUCUCUCCAAUUCCUGGCUCAUGAGUGAUGGCAGGGGCUGGAUGUGACACGUCCCACAUGUGAUGCCAUGUGUGCCAUGUGGAGCUGGUGGCAGUGGGUGCAGGGUUGGGGUGUCUGUGUCCCCGGGGUGCUCUGGCAGGAGCCCUGAGCGCGUUUCCGCUUCUCUGAAAUGGCCACGCUCUGAUAAGGGCUGUGGUUUCCUCCUGAGAGCGAGAGAGGCUGUGGGGGAGAACACAGCUCCAGGCAGAGCUGCAGCCCUGCCCCACACUCAGCCUCCCCCCGAGAUGGAUCCUGCUGCUGAGAGCCCCCCAGGGACCCUCCCCGGGGAGGAGAGCCCCGAGAUGGAUCUGUCCCACCGGUUCUCCAAGGAAGAGCUGGCCCUGCUCUACCAGGAGGUUCUCUACACCAUCCUGCACCGUCUGGGCAAGCCCAAGCAGCAGCACGUCGGGGAUUCCCAGGAGCUCUACUCCUAUGUGCAGAAGGCUUUUGGCAUGGACGCGGAGGAGCACAGUGCGAUCAUGCAGCAGGUCAUGGAGCUGGAGAGCCCCAUUUACUGCCUGAAAGCCACUGUGAAGGAAGCCAAGGGAAUUUUGGGUAAAGAUGUCAGCGGGCUCAGUGACCCAUACUGCCUGCUGGGCAUCCAGGCCAGGGGCCAGGAACCAGCCCACCCUGACCACAAGAAGAGAACGAAGGCUGUGGUGAAGGACCUCAUCCCCGAGGACCAAAUCCAUCGCACCCAAGUGAUAAAACAGACCCUCAGUCCAGUGUGGAACGAGACCUUCAUCCUGGAGUUUAAAGACGUGGAGACAGCCAGCUUCCACCUGGACAUGUGGGACUCGGACGUGGUGGAGUCGAUGCGGCACAAGCUGGGGGAGCUGACGGACCUCCACGGCCUCAAAAGGAUCUUUAAAGAUGCUCGCAAAGACAAGGGGCAGGACGAUUUCCUGGGGAACGUGGUGGUUCGGCUGAAGGACCUGCACUGCUGGAGUGACCAGUGGUACCAGCUGGAGCCACGGACAGAGACCUACCCCGAGCGGGGGCACUGCCACCUGCAGUUCCUACUCACGCACAAGAAGAGGGCCACCACGAGCAGCCGGACACAGCCGAGCUACACCGUCCACCGCCACCUCCUGCAGCAGCUGGUGUCCCACGAGAUCCUCCAGCACCAGGCCGGCAGCACGUCCUGGGAUGGGGAGCUGAGCAGCCAUGCCAGCACCGUGCUCUACCUGCACGCUACACAGAAGGACCUCUCUGACUUCCACCAGGACAUGGCGCAGUGGCUGGCCUACAGCAAACUCUACCAGAGCCUGGAGUUCAACAGCAGCUGCCUCCUCCACCAGAUCACCAGCAUCGAGUACCGGUGGGUGCAGGAGCGCCUGAAGCCAGAGCAGAAUGCAGAGCUGGCCGAGUCCUUCCAGUCCUUGCUGACCUACGGGGUCUCCCUCAUCCGUAGGUUCCGCAUCAUUUUCCCCCUCUCUGUCCCGAGGUCCAAGGAGAGGCUCCAGUCCCUGCUCCGGGUCCUCGUCCAGAUGUGCAAAACAAAAGCUUUCCAUGAGCUGUGCACACCCAGCCCUGACCUCACCCAGAUGGUCUCAACAGCUCUGAAGUCAGGCACAACGGAGUGGUUUCACAUGCAGAAGCAGCACCUCAAGCCCAUGGUGAAGAGCAUAGAGGAGAAUAGCAAGGCCUUGUCCAAGCUCCUUCAGGAGGUGAUAGAAGACCUCAAGCAGUGCCAAAAGAUCUGGAAUAAAUUGUUCAGCACCAACCUGAAGCUGAAUAUCUUCUCCAUUGCCUACCUGGAGCUGGAGAGCCUGGUUGCGGAGCACGUCCAGGAGCAGCUGCACGAGGUUGACAGCAGCAUGUCCAGACCCACAGCCGAGAGCCUCUUCGAUCUCUACAGGAAACUGCAGGAGCUCUGUCAGAUGAGGGACUCCCUCCCAAACAGGGAUGGACCUCUGGCUCUGAGCAAUUUCCACCAGUGGUUCGAGGAAGCGUUACCCCUGUGGCUGCAGAAGGCCUACACCACCACACUGGAGAGGGCUCAGAGAGCCAUCCAGAUGGACCAGCUGAAGCCUUUCGGGUAUCACAAGCACAGCACAUCCACCGUUGACCUGUCCACCUGCUACGCCCAGAUCGUGACAACCUGGCAGCAGCUCAACUGGCCAGACCCUGAGAAAGCCUUCAUGAUCAUGGUCAAUCUCCUGGAGGACAUGUGCAAGAUCUCCCUGAUGUACUGCAAGCUCAUCAAGGAGAGGGCCGAGGCUCUGUCGCUGAGCGAGCAGGACGAGGGCGAGGCGGCCAACAAGCUCUGCAUCGUGGUGAACAACAUUGAGCAGCUGCGGCUGCUGAUGCUGAAGCUGCCGUCGCAGCUGGACUGGGCCCAGCUGGAGCAGCGCAUGAGGGGCAUCAUCGACCCACAGCAGAUCCAGAACGCUCUGCACAACCAACUCCACAGCACCGUGGCCUGCCUGGACCACGAGGUCCAGGACGUGGUGCAAGCUCUGGCUACCAAGCUGGAAAAGGGCAUUGCCAGGCACAUCCAGGAGCUCUCAUCUUCCAGUGACACCCAGAAACCUGAGGAUUCCAUCAUCCCACUCAUGAAGUUCCUGGAGUCGGAGCUGCAGUACCUCAACGAGCACCUGGUCCAGGAGAACUUCAAAAGCCUCCUCACUCUCCUGUGGCAGCACACCCUGUCCGUGCUCUCAGCAGCACAGGGGCCGCAGGUGCCCUCGUUCCAGCACUGCCAGAGGCUGUUCUGUGCCCUGAAGAGCCUGGAGCUGUGCUUCCACGCUGAGGGCUGCGGGCUGCCGCUGGAGACCCUCCACAGUGCAGCCUUCCAGAGGCUGGAGUCUCACCUGGCUCUCUGCUCCGCCACCAGCCGCAAACUCAUCCAGAAAUACUUCAGCAACAGGAUCCAGCAGCAGCUGGACACCAGCUCAGAGAAGUACGGGGCCGUGACCAUCAAAGCUCUGUACCGGCCUUCGGAGCAGAAACUCCGUGUGGAAGUGCUCAACGCCACCAACCUCAUCCCGCUGGACUCUGACGCUCACCCUGGAGCCCCGGCACGCGUUCCCCGAGGUGGUGGCCCGGACCACCCAGUGCAAGAGGAACGAGCUGCACCCCCUCUUCGACGAAGCUUUCGACUUAUGAGAUCCUGCAGCUGCUGGAGUCCAGGAAAAGGGACAAAGAAGCUCAGGCCUUCGUUAAGCUCCGCAAGCAGCGAGCCAAGCAGUCCAAGGAGACAGAGUGAGGAGGGGCAGGAAGAUGCCCUGGAAGGAGGGGUCCGGCCAGCCGCACCCCGGGACUUCUGUGGUGUUGAGAACCAUCUGCAGGGAGUGUGGGGACAGAGGGGUCCCUGUGCCUGACCCAACUCACCUCCACCUUCGGCAUCAACGCUCCCAUGAGCCAGGGAGGGUGGGCAGGUGGAUUCCGGGGGAUUUCUUUGCCUGCCUGGACUAGUAACACUACACGAGGGAUGUGGAAGUGUGGCUGUCCCUGUCUGUCCCUCUGGAGCUUGUGACUGCCAGUGCUGCAUCUCCUGACCGUGUCCCCAGCCCUCCUGUCUGCAACAUGACUGACUCAGGCUGGAGACAGCCAUGGCCAAACCUGCCUUCAUUUUUUUUUUAUUUUUCUUUAAUUUUUUAAAUUUCUUUUUCCCCUCAUUUUCUUGUGGAUAAGCCUCUUAUUUUACAUGAAAAGCCACAAAGCUGA